Messenger RNA from Hypanus sabinus (Atlantic stingray), 4787 nucleotides. RefSeq names its product zinc finger protein 229-like. The transcript has 5 exons. The coding region runs from base 1836 to 3041 and encodes 401 amino acids. NCBI's taxonomy places the organism in Eukaryota, Metazoa, Chordata, Chondrichthyes, Myliobatiformes, Dasyatidae. Gene Ontology annotation, biological process: regulation of transcription by RNA polymerase II. Gene Ontology annotation, molecular function: RNA polymerase II cis-regulatory region sequence-specific DNA binding; DNA-binding transcription factor activity, RNA polymerase II-specific. The record is from RefSeq and is a predicted model, not a curated record.
UUUUCGUUCUUUGUGGAAGUGGGUCAGCGGCGGGUCCGGGUUCGGGUUCGCAAUCGGGAUCGGGAUCGGGAGGGGGUCCUCGCCCCCUUGGACGGGGAGCCGGAGACGGAUUAUUCUCUGCGGGGCAACACCAACAAUUUCCAUUCAACCUGCUGUGAGAGGUUUAUUGGAAAAAAAAACCCAACUGGAAGCAAACCACGGCUGAAGAUGUAGGAACAGCAACAAGUGAACUGGCCCGAGGACUGAGAACAUCAACUGGAGAGAACAACACUGAAUCAGGUGACUUGGAGUUCCCAGUGAGUCAGUGAGGAGGAAGUUUGUAACAUUCAGCAGAAAUGUUUGGUUCUCCUUUUUAUUGGAAGAAAAACCCCAACUAGAAGCAAACCACGGCUGAAGACGAGGGAACAGCAACAAGUGCACCAGCCUGAGGACUGAGAGCAUUAACUGGAGAGAUCAACUCUGCCUCAGGAGAAUCGGAGAUUCCAUUGAUUCAGUCAGGAGAAAGUUUGGUCAUUCUCACUAAUUUCAAAGGUCUUCGCUUCGAACUGCUGGGUUGUUACAAUGAACAUCUGAAGUCUGACAGCAGACUAGCGAGUGAAUGGAGCAGAGUCAGAAACCAAGUUGCCAGUCAGAGAUUUGGGGCUCCAGAAAGAGAUGGGGCCUGGUUUACAAGGAGGAGGAAGAAGAGAAACCGAACCUGCAGGAUGUGGCUACAAAUGAAAGAUCAGACACAUUUGGAAUCUGCUUGAUUGGAAAAAAAGGUGGUUAAUUUCUGCAAAAUACUGGAGGAAAUCAACAGAUCAGGCAGCAAAUGUGGAGAGGAAUAAAUAGACAACGUUUACGCCGAGCCCCUUCAGCAUGCCUAGACUGUGUACUCCUCUGCUUAGUUGCUACCUGAACUGCACAGUUCCGCCAGCAUUGUGUGUGUGUCUGUGUGUGUGUGUGUGAGAGUGUGUGUGUGUGCGUGUGUGUCUGUUUGUGUGUGUGUGUGUGUGUGUGCGUGUGUCUGUGUGUGUGUGUGUGUGAGUGUGUGUGUGCGUGUGUCUGUGUGUGUGUGUGUGUGAGUGUGUGUGUGUGCGUGUGUGUCUGUUUGUGUGUGUGUGAGUGUGUGCGUGUGUCUGUGUGUGUGUGUGUUUCUAGCAACUGCAGAAUCUCUUGUGUUUUAUAUCUGCCUCUGUAAGAGGGUUAUACGAGAGGCAUUAGGUAAAUAGAAUGCCUGUUGAUAUUGUUUUUGGGAGCCACUUUCUACGUUAAAACAGCUGCUGAGUUUUCGACACAGAAAAAAAAACCCUGAGGUGUGGACAUGAAACGGGUGCUAGCAGGAAUGUUUAAUGGCACCGCGAUUACUCAUAAAGCCCUGGGUUUAAAAUUUCGCUGCUUCUGAAGCAACGAUCAAAUACGCAGGCAUCAAGGUCGAUGACGUCACCGAAUAGCACGCAUGCGCGCCGUAGACAAAGGACAUCCGGAGGAUCGGUAAAGGUUAAAAAUGUCAAGGAAUUUGUCUACGGGAAUCUCAAACACAACACACCAGUUUUGCUGUCUUUGUCCAGAUAUUUAAGAAGUGCAGCAAGGGAUUCACUCGAUCAUCCUUCCUGCUCAGACUGUGGGGAGGGAUUCACUCGAUUGUCCUUCCUGCUCAGACUGUAUGGAGGGAUUCACUCUGUCAUCUAACUGACUGGCACACCCAUCGUUUUACAUGGCCGUUCACCUGCUCAGACAGUGGGAAUGGAUUCACUCGGUCAUUUCAACUGAAGGUACUUCAGCAAGUUCACACUGGGCAGAGGCUGGUCAUCUGCUGAACUUGUGGGAAAGGAUUCACUCGGUCAUCUGACCUAAUGGCUCACCAGCGAGUUCACACCAGGGAGUGGCCGUUCACCUGCUCAGACUCUGGGAAGGGAUUCACUCGGUCAUCUGACGUAAUGGCUCACCAGCGAGUUCACACUGGGGAGAGGCCGUUCAUCUGCUCAGACUGUGGGAAGGGAUUCAUUUCGCCAUCUAAACUGAAGAUACAUCAGAGAGUUCACACUGGAGAGAGGCCAUUCACCUGCUCAGAUUGUGGGAAGGGAUUCACUCAGUCAUCCUACCUACUGGUACACCAGUCAGUUCACACUGGGGAAAGGGCGUUCACUUGCUCAGAGUGUGGGAAAGGAUUUACUCAAUCAUCCACCCUAAUGGCUCACCAGCGAGUUCAUAGUGGGGAGCGGCUGUUCACCUGCUCGGACUGUGGGAGGGGGUUCACUCGGUCAUAUAAACUGAAGGUACAUCAGCGAGUUCACACUGGAGAGAGGCCAUUCACCUGCUCGGACUGUGGGAAGGGAUUCACUCAGUCAUCUCUACUGAAGUUACAUCAGCGAGUUCACACUGGGGAGCGGCCGUUCUCCUGCUCAGACUGUGGGAAGGGAUUCACUUGCUCAUCUCAACUGAAGGUACAUCAGCGAGUUCAUACUGGGGAGAGGCCGUUCACCUGUUCAGUCUGUGGGAAGGGAUUCACUUUGUCACCUCACCUACUGAGACACCAGUUAGUUCAUACUGGGGAGUGGCCAUUCACUUGCUCAGUCUGUGGAAAGGGAUUCACUGAAUCAUCUUUCCUGCAGAGACACCAGUCAGUUCACACUGGCAAGUGGCGGUUCACCUGCUCAGACUGUGGGAAGGGAUUCAAUUGGUCAUCUCACCUGCUGUCACACCAGUCAGCCCAUACAGGGAAAGGGCUGUUCACCUGCUCAGUCUGUGGGAAGGGUUUCAUUUCAUCAUCUCAACUGAAGAUACAUCAGCGAUUUCACACCGGGGAGAGGCCUUUCUCCUGCACAGACUGUGGGAAGGGAUUCACUAUGUCAUCUCAUCUGAAGGUACAUCAGAGAGUUCACACUGGGGAGAGGCCAUUCACCUGCUCAGACUGUGGGAAGGGAUUCACUUCGUCAUCUCAACUGAAGGUACAUCAUAGAGUUCACACUGGGGAGAGGCCGUUCACCUGCUCAGACUGUGGGAAGGGAUUCACUCGGACAUAUCAACUACAGAGACACCAGCGAGUUCACACUGGGUAGAGGCCAAUUUCAUGCUCAGACUUUGGGAAAAAAUUCUCUCAGCUAAAUCAACCAAUGUAUAUCACUGUUGACACUGGGGAUAUUCCCUUCACCUGCUGUGAAUAUGGGAAUCGAUUCACUUAGUGAACUAACCUUAUGUAACUCUUGAUUUGGCUAGUAGCUUAAUAUAACGGGUGAUAGACCCCAGCCUGGCUAAACUUAAGAAAUAUCAUUUGGAUGGAUGCUGUGUGAUGUGUCCCCUGCUACAAAUCAGAACCCUGAAAUAACAGUAAACAACAUGUGAUUAAACAAUUGAGCUUUGUAAUUCAUACUUUGACCAGUGGGUUAGUAAAGAAAGCAAAUUUAAGAAAAAGAAAAAGGACCCAUUCUCUCCAUUUGCAUUUUCUCAUCUCUCCCUGGCAAAAGACCAUGAAAAUCUCUCUUCCAGACUCACAAGAAAGAACAUUUCUGUCAUUGGAUAGCCCCAUAGUCGUAGCCUAAACAUUGCUGCUACUGAGAAACCAUUACCUCAGCUGGGAAACUUUACUGAGAGGUCCUUACAUUAGCAGUGAAACCUUACAGCAUGUAAGACUUGUGAUACACUACUGGGUUCACACUGGGGAGAAAGUUUCAAUGAGCUGCAUGCUGGAUAUUUGUCCAUCACCAUUGCUGAAUGCAACUUCGAGACUGACUGUCGGUGCUGAACUCUGCAAUUAUUGCUGCGGCUCACCACACCCAGUUCUGCACCCUGGUCACUGGGCAUGGGAGGAGUUUCUUCUGCUGCACAUUCACCUUUAAUGGGACUGGAGUUUAAUAUUCUGGAUCUGAGACAAAUAAAUCAAUUAUAUUUUAAACUCUGUCUCUGGUACUUACUGAAUUUAUAACACACCUAGUGUACAGUAGAGAGUCAACUCAAGCCAGCUGGACCCUGCCAGUGAUCCAGUUCCACAACAGUUCUUUUAAAUCUUCUCCUGUUGUUCAUCUCUCGCUCUCCCUGGGUGGUGAGAUCCACCACUGGAUCCAUAUUCCAGUGGUGACGGAUUCCAAACAGACACCACUCUGUGGUGAAGAGGUUUCCCUUGAGUUUUCUGCAGAGUGAAGAAGUCGAGGAGAAGGAAAUCAGAAGUGGGGUGUGGCAAUGUCAGAGUUGAAACAUUUUGAAGCUGAUUGACAGAGAAAAUCUUUUGUUUGUCUGACUGAUAACACGAACAAUACCUGUGUUGAAGUGCUCCACUGUUUGAGGAACUGUGUGUGUUCGGAAAUGCUUUAUCUAUUAAGGGAGUUGUUCCUGCUUGUUUAUCUUGUAAAAUUAUAUCUGGAUCGUUGUUAUGGAUUGUCCUAUCUGAAAUAAUGUAUUGAUUAAUGUAUAAUUUUGUCAUCAUUUCAUCUGCUCAGAUUGUUGGGAUGUCUCCCAUGGAGGAUCAUACUCGUUCAACUGAUUAAUGUUUCCUUCCAUAGUGAUGAUUAAUUUUUCUGAGUUGGCCUCUCAUUUAAGAUUUCCGGUCUGUAUUUCUUAUCACAAUUGCAUAUACACACAUGGAGUGCUGAAUCCAGUUCAUUUUUGAUGAAAACAUAUAUACCUUGAAGUUUUAUCUGACUGUUCUGUGAUAUUUUUUUAUUUCAUGUGUGUUAUUUCCCUUCCUCCAUCUGUCCAAGGUAGUGUUAAUCUAAGUGGGUUUGAGUGUAAAUAGUCUUUUCUAAAGCUUUCUUAUUGUUUAUCUUUCUAAAUUUUACUAAUUGAAAUGGGACCAAGAUAUUUUUAUAAAA